This is a messenger RNA of Cucurbita maxima (winter squash), 1801 nucleotides long. RefSeq names its product E3 ubiquitin-protein ligase COP1-like. Lineage: Eukaryota; Viridiplantae; Streptophyta; Magnoliopsida; Cucurbitales; Cucurbitaceae. The transcript is spliced from 5 exons. The coding region runs from base 102 to 602 and encodes 166 amino acids. The record is from RefSeq and is a predicted model, not a curated record.
AUGGGUCCCGCUCUUCAUUUUUCCAUUCACUCUCCCAUCCCGCGUUCCACUCUUUCUCCUACCUUGCUCUCCCUCGGACAGCUCGGUCCUCAGAAAGGUCGAUGGGCGAGGGAUCAACCGGAGCCUUAGUUCCGGCAGUGAAGUCGGAGCCAGCUGCAUCGUCAAUUUCAGAUUGUUCACUCACCGACUUCGACACCGUCGUGAGGCUCCGACUCAGCUGGAUAAGGACUUCCUCUGCCCGAUUUGCAUUCAGGUCAUUAGCGAUGCGAUCCUCACUGCUUGUGGCCAUAGCUUCUGCUAUAUGUGCAUCAUUUCAUCUCCAUAAGAAGAGCGAUUGCCCUUGCUGCUCACAGCAUCUCACCUCCGACCAGCUGUUUCCUAACUUCUCGCUUGAUAAGCUUAUCAUGAUACGAUUUUUCUGUACCACAUUGUGGAUACUGAAGAAGACUUCAGCCCAUCAAAUAGCAAAAACUUCCACCCCCAUUGAAUUCUUUCGUUGUGCUUUACAAGGGGUUAGUCAUCAAUGGUCAGUGCAUCUGAUUUGCAAGCUAAAAUGUCCUGGGAUUUUUGUAAGGAGGAAUAGGAAAUCUCCAGACAGCUGACUUCGCAUAAAUUUGGUUCACCUGCUGCAGGUGAUGUGGAGGAUGAUGCGGGAUCUAAUUUCAUCAGUGCUGUUUGCUGGAAGAGUGAUAGUCCUACUAUCCUCAGUGCCAACAGCCAGGGAACAAUUAAGUUUCAUGUUGAAAUUCUCAUCUCAUUGUCAACUUUUCCCUCCCAUUUCGCUUGUGGAAGAGAAAAAUUAGGUAUUCAAUAUUGGGAUUCAGCAGGAGCGGCAACUCAGGUAUGUCUCAGCCUGCUUUUGACUAGAGGCAAUAAAGUUUGUUGGAUGACCCAUCCUAGAUGUUUUUGGUUAAUUUUGGUCUAAAGUUUUGAGGACAAUAAAUAUCGAAUAUCCCUAUAGUACCAAAGACUAUGGUUUGAAGGUGACCUUUAUUAUGAUUAUUUUUUUUGUUUUUUUUUGUUUUUUUACCUUCAUGCUUAGUUGAGUACUGACUUCUUUGCUUUACUUGACCUAUUCAUUUCAAUUAUUGAUGCUUGCUUUAACUUCCUUGACCAACUGCCAACUGCCUGCCUUUUUACAUAACGAUGCUAAUCAUGCUUUGUCAGCAACUUCUUCUUUCAUGUCAUUUCAUACCUUAAUCCUUUUCAAUUUGAUCUCGUGAAAUCAGCAUUGUGGGCUUGGAUACUACUACGCAGGUUCAUAUUACCUGAACAACUCGGACUAUUCAAUAACCAUUAUAAGAGGUACGGAUUACAUCCACUUCUCCACACCGGAUUCCCUCCCUGUGCUGCCAAAAAGAAAAGAAUAUGAUAAUUGAUUAAUGAGCAAUGGAAAGGAAUAGAGGAAGAAAACAGAAAAGCUUUCUCUAUUGCGUGUGAAGAUUGUGAAGAAAAAUAAAGUAUGGGAAUAGGUAUGUGCAUUUGGCACAAGCGUAGGGGACGGGGUGCUUGGUAAAACAAUAUUCCUCAUAAAGAAAUAGAGGAACCGAGAGUCCGUCAAAUGCUCAAAAUUCAAACCUAUUCCUUCCCUUUUUAUGAGAGUCUUUAACAAGCUUUCAACAACAUUCAACCAAUAUGGGAGCUCAUCAUAUGAUUCGUAACUAUAUUGGGCACAAUUCUGUUACUUAUUCGUACACAUAGGACACGACUGAGCUUCAUUAUGGUAUACGGUUACACUAUUUUUCUCCAUGCCUUUUGACAUUACCAUAUAUUUCUGUUUAUUUAAAUUAUUUUUAUAUAA